Molecule: messenger RNA, 1869 nt
Organism: Plectropomus leopardus (leopard coralgrouper)
Lineage: Eukaryota; Metazoa; Chordata; Actinopteri; Perciformes; Serranidae
Source: RefSeq, a predicted model, not a curated record
AUGGGCAAAACAAAAGACUGUGAAGUGGAGGAGAGACCCAAAUGGGACAACAAGGUUCAGUACCUGCUAACAUGUAUCGGCUUUGCGGUGGGACUCGGAAACAUCUGGCGUUUUCCCUACCUGUGCCAAAUCUAUGGAGGAGGUGCAUUCCUCAUCCCCUAUCUGAUAGCGCUGGUGUUUGAGGGCCUCCCUCUGCUCUACCUGGAGCUGGCUAUAGGACAGAGACUCCGCAUGGGCAGCAUUGGUGUCUGGAGGACCAUCUCACCACUACUGGGUGGAGUCGGCAUUGCUUCCAUGUUUGUGUCAUUUCUGGUGGGCCUUUUCUAUAACACCAUCCUGGCCUGGGUGCUCUGGUACUUCUUUAACUCUUUCCAAGACCCCCUGCCAUGGAGCCAGUGCCCACUCAAUGAUGACCUCACAGACUAUAAUGCAGAGUGUGAAAAGAGCACUCCAGUAAACUACUUCUGGUACCGUGAGACCCUGAACAUCACACCUGACAUCGAUACCAGCGGCUCCCUGCAUUGGUGGUUGGUCAUCUGUCUGGCCAGUGCCUGGUGUAUCGUCUACAUCUGCUUCAUCAAAGGCAUCAAGUCCAUGGGAAAGGUUGUGUAUGUGACAGCCACAUUUCCUUACCUGGUGCUGACUAUUUUCCUCAUCCGAGCCCUCACGCUGCCCGGAGCUACUGAUGGACUCGUGUACCUCUUCACUCCUGAUUGGCAGAUACUGAAGAACCCACAGGUGUGGCUGGAUGCUGCAACCCAAAUCUUCUUUUCUCUCUCUGUGGCUUUUGGAGGUCUAAUAUCUUUCUCCAGCUAUAAUCCAGAGAGAAAUAACUGUGAGAGGGAUGCUGUUCUAGUAGGAGUAAUAAAUAGUGCCACAUCUCUCUACGCCUCUAUUUCCAUCUUCUCCAUCCUGGGAUUUAAAGCAAACAAUGCCUUCAAUUCUUGUAUGGAGGAAAACAUCUUGACUCUGACCAACGACUUUGAGAUUUCAGACCAGAACAUCACAGUGGAGAACUAUAAUGACUGGAUUAAGCAUCUAAAUAGUUCAUUUCCAGGUCAGAUGGCCAAUGUGUGUCAUUCUUUCUAAUUUCCCUCUUCCCUUAAAUCAUGGUUGUUUCCUAGCGUAUCAGGUACCGGCCUGGCUUUUAUCGUGUUCACUGAAGCAGUGAUAGAGAUGCCAGGCUCUCAGGUAUGGGCCAUACUGUUCUUUAUCAUGCUCUUCAGCUUAGGCCUCUCCUCUAUGUUUGGGAACAUAGAGGGAGUCCUAAAUCCCAUAAAGGACCUCAAACUAGUGCCCAAGUGGAUGCCACAGGAGCUCAUAACAGCGGCCAUGUGCUUGGUAUCCUUCUUGAUUGCUCUCAUCUUCACCCUGGGCUCGGGGAACUACUGGGUGGAGGUCUUUAACAGCUAUGUGGGCUCUGUACCUCUGCUCAUCGUUGCAUUCUUCGAGAUUACUGGAGUAAUUUAUGUCCGUGGAAUGAAAACUUUCAGUGAAGACAUUUAUUUCAUGACCGGGAAGAGGCCCAACAUCUUCUGGAAGGUGUGCUGGAUGGUCAUCAGUCCUUUAAUGCUCCUGGCGGUGCUUGUUUCCUAUGUGGUUGUCCAGGCACAGAACCACCCUUCUUAUCCUGCAUGGAACCCAGCCUAUGAACACUUCCCAGAAACUGAAACAAAGCCCUAUCCAGACUGGGUGUUUGCCAUAAUCAUCCUCCUCUGUGUAGUGCCAGUGAUUUCAAUCCCUUUGGUGGCUCUCUACAAACUGAUCUGCCGUGGCAUCAUGAAGUCCUCUGCUCGUGCUGACCUAAAUCCAUACUGCAAUGACGGUUUCGAGGUUGAAACACCGGAACAGAAGAACCAGAAAGCAUAA